AUGCUUGCCAGUUUCUUCUUUCUGCUGUUCCUCACAGGUGGGGCAUCUGCCGAGGCUAUAUACCAGGAUGUCUUAAAUUACCUGAACCUGACGUCAAACAGUGACCUGUUCACCAUGUCCCGACCUGUUAAAAGCCACGCACAGGCCUUAGAAGUUGAGCUUGACAUAAUGCUCUAUGCCAUUCUAGAUGUGCGGGAGAUUGAACAAAAAUUUGUCCCCUACAUCUGGAUUUUUAUGAAAUGGAAAAACGAUCAUAUUUCCUGGAAUCCUGAAGACUUUAGUGGGAUUAAUUAUAUCACUAUUCCUACUGAAGCUCUUUGGAAACCAGACGUAACUAUUGAGGAGAUGAUAGAGAAAGACAAGGCUGCUCCGAGUCCAUAUCUCUUCGUUUCAUACUCAGGUCUAGUUGCCCUUAAAAAGGAUCUGGUCCUGGUCAGCACCUGCAGGAUGCACGUUUACAAUUUUCCCUUCGACACACAAAGUUGCACCCUUUCAUUCAAGUCAGUCGUCCACACUAACAAUAAAAUACGACUCCUCCUCACUGCUGAUUCCUCUAAGAUCACAAAGGAUUCCAAGGAGGUGUUGCGAACCCAGUACGAGUGGCAGUUCAUCAAUGUGACAGUCACUAACCAAACUGUCAACAAAUAUGGCCUGAAUCAAGACAUGAUCAUUUAUACUAUCUACAUGAAGAGGAGGUCUAUGCUGUACGUCAUCAACUUCAUGCUGCCCGUCCUGUUCUUCCUGUGUCUGGACUUGUCCUCCUUCCUGAUCUCAGACAAAGGGAGUGAGAAGCUGAGUUUCAAGAUCACGGUGCUGCUUGCUGUCACCGUGAUGCAGCUUCUUCUCAAUGAAAUACUGCCUUCAGCAUCAAACAGGAUCCCACUUAUAUCCCUCUACUGCUUUGGGAUUUUUGGGUUCAUGAUGCUCAGCCUUGUUGAGACGAUUGCGGUGAUGUAUUUGAUUGAAAAAGACUCUGAAUCCCAAGACAAAGAGGUAGACAGAGACCAAAGCCUGAGUGAGGACUGUUGUGACAAAUCUACCUACAAACAUGACAAAAAGGUGAGAAAAUGGCGCCAGUGUUUGGGCAACGUGUCUUCUGACGAAACUCCUGCUGACCUGUUGCAUGAAGAUGGAAAGAUGACCGUCAGCAAAUCCACAGAGGACACCUACACACUGGAGCAAGUUUCAACUGAACUGAAAGAAAUGGAGAAAACACUGUCUGUGAUCUUCACCCGCAAUGGUGGAGAGAGGAAGCCUGGAUACUGGACCCAAAAGGCAAAAAUAAUCAACAGAAUUUUCUUCAUGUUCUAUGUCACAUCAGUCAUCAUGUUUAUUAUUUGCCUGUUUUCAUUUUGGAAUGCAUAAAAAGCUGGAAACUCCACACAUUCAAUGAGUAUUGAUUUUGCUGCAAACAAGACACAUUUUUGGCGUCUUUGUUGUCUGUUUUUUGCACAAAGAAACAAAAAUGUCAACAAGUUUGUCUUCUGCGUCUAUGCCAUACAACAAAAUCCAUGUACACUGGAGCAUGCAAAGAAUCAUGUGUAAGCUGAAUGUUACACUAUGUAUUGUAAUCAUAUCAUAAUAAUAUGCAAUGAUAUUAUUAUAGAUAUAUCAUAAGAUUUUAA
This is a messenger RNA of Sphaeramia orbicularis (orbiculate cardinalfish), 1625 nucleotides long. RefSeq names its product 5-hydroxytryptamine receptor 3A-like. Bases 1 to 1365 code for a protein of 454 amino acids. Gene Ontology annotation, molecular function: transmembrane signaling receptor activity; extracellular ligand-gated monoatomic ion channel activity. Gene Ontology annotation, biological process: monoatomic ion transmembrane transport. The record is from RefSeq and is a predicted model, not a curated record. Lineage: Eukaryota; Metazoa; Chordata; Actinopteri; Kurtiformes; Apogonidae. The transcript is spliced from 10 exons. Gene Ontology annotation, cellular component: membrane.